CUUUGACGCGUACGAACACAAUUUGAGACACCGAACAGAUAAUCCAGCAACAACAAAAAUGGCGUGUACGAAGGCUUACACAGUGCAAAAAGAAAAGAGCAGUACAAAGAUUACUUGGAAUUCUUGGAUGUAGAACCAUUGAAGAUCAUCAAACACGCCACCACCAGAUGGCUAUCCCUACAGAAAUGUGUUACCAGAACACUUCACCACUGGGACGCCUUGAGAAGCUAUUUCACCAGUCACGAUGAUGUUGAAAGUGAUGGCCGCAUAAAGAGGAUUGCUUCUCAUCUCAACAACCCGGAGAUAAAGCUCUACUUUUUUUUAUUUAGACUUCAUUUUGGCCCCAAUGAAUGAAUUCAACACAGCUUUUCAGGCUGAUGCAUCCAAGAUUGGACUACUUCAUCUCCAGAUCACAAGACUUUUAAGAAAGUUCCUUGGAAAGUUUGUGAAAUCUAACAUCAUUUCAAGUCAUGAAGAUCUGACACAGGUCCCCUAUGCUGAUAGACAGUGUCAACUGGAUGACGACAUCAUCGCAAUAGGACCCAAAGCUAGGACUUACCUUGUGGACUUCCAGGAUGAUAUAGGAAGGGAUGUGGAAAAGAAAGUGUUCAGGUCAGUUAGAUCUUUCUACACCAAAAUUGUGGAGAAAAUGUGCAAUAAAUUCCCUUUUGGUGACCCAACCAUGAAAGACUUGGGCUUUCUCAACCCAUCAGCAAGAUCUUCUAAGACUUCAGAUGCAGUAAUAAGACUUAUUAAGAGAUUCCCAUCUUUGUCAACUGAUGAAAACCUUCAACAGCUGCAGGAUCAGUUUGAUGACUACAUGCUGUCACCUGAUUCAGAUCUGCCACCCAUAACAGAUGAUCUUGACAAGUUUUGGGGUGAAAUGUCCAAACAGAAGGAUGUGUUUUGCAAAAGUGACAGGUUUGAUGUUCUAUCUAAGCUAGCUUUUGCACUGCUGUCACUUCCAAACAGCAAUGGUGAUAGUGAGAGAGCAUUUUCAAUGGUAAGGAAGAUCAUGACAGAUUUCAGGAGUGACAUGAACACUUUAUGUGCACUGCUUUCUACCAAAAUAAACUGUGACAGUGAUUGCUGUGAUUAUCAACCUUCCAGCAAUGUUUUGAAGAUGGCAAAAACAGCUACAACAAAUUAUAAUGUAAAACAUUCAUGUAAAUGAAUGAAGUAUGCUUAUUAA
Messenger RNA from Pecten maximus, 1192 nucleotides. RefSeq lists its product as uncharacterized. The transcript has 5 exons. The coding region runs from base 347 to 1174 and encodes 275 amino acids. The record is from RefSeq and is a predicted model, not a curated record. Gene Ontology annotation, molecular function: protein dimerization activity. Lineage: Eukaryota; Metazoa; Mollusca; Bivalvia; Pectinida; Pectinidae.